Molecule: messenger RNA, 627 nt
Organism: Gilbertella persicaria
Lineage: Eukaryota; Fungi; Mucoromycota; Mucoromycetes; Mucorales; Choanephoraceae
Exons: 1
Coding region: 18-395 (125 amino acids)
Source: RefSeq, a predicted model, not a curated record
GAGAGAUUCUUUUAAAAAUGGCACUGUUCGAAACAUCUAAUUCCUUUUUCUUCUGUUUGCUACAACUUGUAAGAGAAAUGAGAUCGGUGUCGUUAUUGUUGUUUUCAAUUGGGAUCUUUUUUAUUCUUUUUGAUACUUCUCAAGGCUCUUCUGUAACUCAACAAGUCGAUAAUGAAAACGGUCCGUUUACUAACAAAAUCACUGGUACGGGAAGUAGCGCCAACACAUACUCGAAAUCUGUUACUGAAGUAACAACAUCCGAUGGACAAACAAUCAGAAAAGAGUAUCCUUCUAGCCAAAAAUUAGCUAAAUCGUCAAGUAACAUGCCUUUACUCGUGCCUUCCUUUAUAUUGCAUGCGCUCUUACUUUCUAUAUUAUUUGUACUUUUCUAUUAAGUAAACUUACUACUAUUUCAUUGAUUUUUUUCUGGUUUCUAAUUGUGUAGUUCAACCAAAAGCUACCUGUUAUGUCCAGCAUACAACAUCGCAUAAUUAACCAAUCAAAUGUGUUCAUACAGUGACUUCAAUGAAUAAAUGUCUUACUACAAAUGAUUGGCGAUUAGUUAUUGAUGCAAUGUUUCAACGCAGAAAGAAAGUCUCAAAUAUCAAUCUGAUAACCUCACUUAAU